UAUACAAUUCGUGUUCAUCACGCGCUUCUCUCUCUCUCUCUCUCUCUGUCUCUCUCAUUCUCAUUUCAGGCAUUUCUGCACUUGCGCUCUCUGUCUCAGCUUCAGACUCACGGGUUCUCUCUCCCCCCCUCUCUGCAAUUACUUGAUCUUUCCCAUUUAUUUGCCGAGAAACAUAUACGAAAGGAAGAGGAAACUUAGGGCUAUACAUAUACGAAAGGAAGAGGAAACUUAGGGCUCGAUUUUCACUUUCUUUUUCUCUCUCUCUCUCUCUCUGCAACCAAACAGAUUUUUACGCUCUAAUAAAUCUCUGCUUUGACGACUUGUUCGAUUCAAAUAUCUGAUUUCUAGGUCCUCGUAGGAUCUCCGCUGUCAACUUGAGUUCGCUUUUCUUCAGAUUCACCAAGGUGUGGAGGCGAGGCAUUUCUGAGUCGUUGAAGAUAUGGUUUCCUUUGAGAUGAAUGACCGCAAGAAGAUUGGACUAGGAUUGACAGGAUUUGGCAUAUUUUUCUCAUUCCUGGGGAUCAUCUUCUUUUUUGACAAGGGAUUACUUGCCAUGGGAAAUAUACUCUUCUUCUCAGGGGUGACUCUGACCAUUGGACUGAAGUCUUCCAUGCAGUUCUUCAUGAAACGCCAAAAUUUCAAGGGAACAAUUUCUUUUGGUGUUGGCUUCUUCUUUGUUGUCAUAGGAUGGCCUAUUUUGGGCAUGAUUUUGGAGGCAUAUGGAUUCAUUGUACUCUUCAGUGGGUUCUGGCCAACACUUGCGGUUUUUCUGCAAAAGAUACCUAUUCUCGGUUGGUUGUUCCAACAGCCAUAUAUCAGAUCGUUCUUUGACAGGUAUCGGGGCAGACGGGUGCCCGUAUGAGGCAGAAAAAGAUAUUUGAGGAAAGCUGCAGACGGACGCAGUUGCAAGUUCUUGUAAGAUACAGUCAGAACGUGACCAAUUGUGUUUUUUUUUUGUUCAUUCAGUUGAUUUGGUGGCUGUAGAAAAGAUCAGAAAACAGUUACUCAUUUGAUGAUGAGCUUUAUCUUUUACCAAAAGAAAGAAAAUAAAUAUUUUGAGCUCUUAUCUGUAGUA
This is a messenger RNA of Alnus glutinosa, 1075 nucleotides long. Its product is annotated as vesicle transport protein GOT1-like. Gene Ontology annotation, biological process: retrograde transport, endosome to Golgi; endoplasmic reticulum to Golgi vesicle-mediated transport. The coding region runs from base 440 to 862 and encodes 140 amino acids. The transcript is spliced from 7 exons. The record is from RefSeq and is a predicted model, not a curated record. NCBI's taxonomy places the organism in Eukaryota, Viridiplantae, Streptophyta, Magnoliopsida, Fagales, Betulaceae.